GUGGGCUGGGCUGUGGUCCUCUGCUCUCGGCUACUUGCCUCUCAAAUAACACUAAUACGAAUCUUUAAACCUAAUAUAGGAAUACACAAAAAUCCCAUAAUGAGUUAGAGGACUGUAUGUGGUGUGUGCCAGCGCACUGAAUCAUGGGUCGGUGCAGAGUCCCUCUCCUCCUCCUCCACCUCCUGCUGCUCCUGCUGCAGGCCCUGCACACAUCGGCUGAGGGCUCAGAUGGACAGUUGACGUGUCUGUUUGACUGCCCAAAAUGCCCCCAGGCCACCCAGUGCCCGGGUACCCGCUGCUUCUCCUCCAUAAACCUCGACAGCCGCGGGGUGGUGUUUAAGCACGGCUGCCUGGUGGGGCUGGAUAACAUCCAUCUGCAGUGCUCCACAGCUCCAUCCUUCAGACAAGCCAUCUUCUGCUGCUCCCAGGACAUGUGCAACGACAACAACACCAGGAGUCUGCUGAGGUCUUUGCUGCCAACAGCCCCAGAAGGGGAGCCUGUUCGGUACCGCGUGGAGACGUUGGCUCUCUUUGUGCUCGGUCCGGUGGUGGUGCUGGCUCUGCUGUCUGUGGUCUCAGUUCUGGCCUGCAGGAGGCUCCACCACGGCCGUCUGCAGAGGAUGCAGGAGUUCGACAAUGAGCAGGGAGCCAUAGACGGCCUCAUCACCUCCAAUGUGGGAGACAGCACUUUAGCAGACCUGUUGGAUCACUCGUGCACAUCGGGCAGCGGGUCGGGUCUCCCCUUCCUCGUGCAGAGGACCGUGGCCCGGCAGAUCAGCCUGAUGGAGUGUGUCGGCAAAGGGAGGUACGGGGAGGUGUGGCGGGGCCAGUGGCAGGGCGAGAACGUGGCUGUAAAAAUCUUCUCCUCCAGGGAUGAGAAGUCUUGGUUCAGGGAGACGGAGAUCUACAACACUGUGCUGCUAAGACAUGAAAACAUACUGGGCUUCAUGGCGUCCGACAUGACGUCUCGCAACUCCAGCACCCAGCUGUGGCUCAUCACCCAUUACCAUGAGAACGGCUCACUUUAUGACUACCUGCAACGAGUUGCCGUGGAGACGUCAGAGGGCUUAGCGAUGGCUGCGUCGAUAGCCGGCGGCCUGGUGCACCUGCACACGGAGAUCUUCGGCACAGAGGGGAAACCGGCCAUCGCACACAGAGACCUGAAGAGCAAAAACAUCUUAGUCACAAAGGAGCUGCGCUGCUGCAUCGCAGACCUCGGGCUGGCUGUGACCCACUCGCAGGCAGACAACCAGCUGGAUGUGGGCAACAACCCCAAGGUGGGCACCAAGCGCUACAUGGCCCCCGAGGUUCUGGACGAGAGCAUUCAGAUCGAUUGCUUCGACGCCUAUAAGAGAGUGGACAUCUGGGCCUUUGGGCUGGUGCUGUGGGAGAUAGCAAGACGCACAUACAGCAAUGGUAUUGUUGAGGAGUACAAGCCUCCGUUCUACGAUCUGGUGCCAAAUGACCCCAGCUUCGAGGACAUGAGGAAGGUGGUGUGUGUGGAGCAGCAGAGGCCUUUCAUUCCUAACCGCUGGUUCUCUGACCCUACUCUCUCUGCUCUGGUGAAACUGAUGAAGGAGUGUUGGUACCAGAACCCCUCUGCACGGCUCACAGCGCUGCGCAUCAAGAAGACCCUGGACAAGAUCCACAGCUCUCUGGAGAAGGGCAAGGAGUCGUGAGGGGGGGAGGAGCAUCAUAAGGAAGCUGCCUGAUCUCACCGGCCGGCUCAGAGAAGAGCCCCGUGUUUGUGAAAGGAAAAAGGACGAUAAAGGGGGGUCAGAGGAAAGAGUUAUUCAGGUGUCCCCCAGCCUCACCCUUCUCUGUGGUUGACACCCCUCUCUCUUAUGAGCUCACAGACGUUUGGACCGGCUCCGUCUGAACACGCCAGCCUUUGUUACAGGACACACACACACACACACACACACACACCUGAACUACAGACUGUUACUGAGUGUGAAGAACAUGGAUGGCCUAUUGUAGUACUCCAUCCCAAUGCUUUAAUGCCCGCGUAAGACUGCUCACACACACACACACACACGGUAUGCAGUGUGUCUACAUACAAUUCAAUUUCUGAUCCCCAGCCAGUGUUUCUUGGCCUGUGUUCGUGGCAUUCUGCUCAGAAGUGUUUCACUCAUUUAGCUUUACCAAAACAUGCCAACUAUUGCCACAAAGACACAGAUAUGUUCACUUACAAGAGGAAAAGAGCCAAUGGAACUACAUUUGUUUGUUUUGAACUUUUUUUUAAAUGCUAUGAUAUUUAUUAAACUCCAAGGCUACCACACUACUGAGGACAUGUAAGACUGAUGGUAGGUGAAACUGACUUUAUACAUAAUAGGCAUUUACUCUACUGGACUCUGUACACAUACUGUCAUUAUUGGAACUAGAACUAGUAAGAAAUUAUUUGUUGAGAAAUGGAGGGGGAAAAGUAGGAAAUUGUUUAUUGCUUGUUUGUUGUAUUUUUAAGGAAUAGGAUACGGUAUUUCAGAUACUUGAUUACCCUCAUGGUCCCAGGAAUAGAUAAACAGGAAGUACCUGCCAAUUUAACACUAGGGCUGCAUCUCACUUCAGUUAAAUUAAAUCCUUGCGUCCCUCACUUGCGUCGUUUCCCUGCGUUUAGUCCCUCCCACCAGGGAAGCAUGGAGAGACGCAAGGAAACCACGAGAAGCAGGGUAAUGAGUUUGCGUCACGUGAAGCGACGUUCGUUUGUGAUGACGCCGCACAGCUGAUCGUCUGACAGCAGCCUGAUCAGUGCAUGCGCUGCAUCGUCCAAUCAGUGAGCGAUACACAGUAAGGGGGCGGGGCGAGUGUCAGGAUUUCACCGGAGGAUGGUCUGGUAGUUCCUCGAUUAUCGCUCCUCCGUUAUCGGCUCCUCGAUCCUACUGGCAAAAAUAAGGCCACUGGGAUGCUACUCAAGAUGGCGCAGACAAAUCAACUUCCGGUGAUACCGAGCCCGAGGAGCGAGGAAAUUAAAAAUAACCGAAGUGAGACGCACCCUAGGAGUAUGAUCCUCCCUGCAAUCAGAGGAAUCCAGGAGAGCUUGUUUCGGUACAGCUGACAUUUAAAAGAAUAUCGGAGGUGAAGUUUUGUUUCAGAAAAAGAAGGCUUCCAUAACAACUCUUCUCCCAUCAUGCCACACAAUUAACUGAAUAACAAACAAAAACAACAUUUGUUCCAUUUUAAUUCAGAAUGUAUUUAAAAACAGAUGAAGUUGAGUUGGUGUGCGGUUACAGAUCUUUGCAAAGCUGGUUUUGUUUUGGAAAAAUGUUGCUUUGUCUUUUUUAUAUGUAAUAAAACAUUUACUGCACUGUUGCCUCUGAUAUGAGUUUAUAAAAGAUAUACACUCAGUUGCCAGUUUAAUGCAGUCUAUUAAAACAGCUUGUGUGAUUCU
Messenger RNA from Notothenia coriiceps (black rockcod), 3388 nucleotides. It is a transcript of the gene acvr1l, whose product is annotated as activin A receptor, type 1 like. Bases 144 to 1679 code for a protein of 511 amino acids. The record is from RefSeq and is a predicted model, not a curated record. The transcript has 10 exons. Gene Ontology annotation, cellular component: plasma membrane; BMP receptor complex. Gene Ontology annotation, biological process: cellular response to growth factor stimulus; transforming growth factor beta receptor signaling pathway; heart development. Gene Ontology annotation, molecular function: transmembrane receptor protein serine/threonine kinase activity; ATP binding. Lineage: Eukaryota; Metazoa; Chordata; Actinopteri; Perciformes; Nototheniidae.